AUCACCGGAAUAUAUCCCGGACAGGGGCUUAAAGUGAUUUUGCAACUUUAUACCCCAAACCUCACGAGCUACUGAAAAAAACAAGAGGAAAAGAAACGGGAGAAAUACUGGGAGAAGAAGUGACUUUUUCUGCUUUUUAAAAAAAAAAACUAUUUACAGAGAGAAUUUCAUUUUAAAGGGAUCACUUGAGAUUUCAAGAUGAUGCUGUGUGGCAUCGUUUUGCUGUUGAUGCUUUGGAGUUGUGAGAGCGCGAGGUUGGCAGAGAGUCGGGAUGAUAACAGUGUUUAUGACUUAUUCGAUCUGGCCCGGGUAAACAAGAGACAUCAUGGAGUGAGUCUGGUCAAAGGCGCAGAUCCUUACAGCCCUGCAUACAAAGUCCUGAACGCAGACCUGAUCCCCCCGGUCCCCGACAGCUCCCUCCGGGACCUCCUUGACUCUAUCCAGACUGAGAGGGGCUUUCUCCUCCUCGUCAACCUGAAGCAGUUCAAGAAAACCAGGGGCAGUCUUUUGACCAUCGAGAAAAAUGACGGAUCUGGACCAAUUUUCGAGAUAAUUUCCAACGGGAAGGCGAACACUCUGGAUGUCUUCUUCUCCACCUCUGACCAGCAGCAGCUGGUGUCCAUUGAGGAUGCGGAUUUGGCCUCAGGGCACUGGAAGAACAUCACUUUGUUCGUUCAGGACGACCGAGUGCAACUUUAUGUCGGCUGUGAGGAGAUCAAUGUGUCUGAGCUUGAUGUGCCAAUCCAAAGAGUGCUGUCUCAGGAGGUGGCUGACAUUGCCAGGCUCAGGAUUGGAAAAGGAGCAACAAAGGACAAAUUCAUGGGGGUUCUUCAAAAUGUGCGCUUUGUAUUUGGGACAACCCUUGACGCCAUACUGAGAAAUAAGGGAUGCCAGAGUGGAGCUGCCUUAACUGAUGUCAUGACCCUUGACAACCCAGUCAAUGGCUCCAGUCCUGCCAUUAGGACUGAUUACACCGGCCACAAAACCAAAGAUCUGCAGUCUGUCUGCGGCUUCUCUUGUGAGGACCUCGCCGGCAUGUUUAAAGAGCUCAAGGGACUCGGUGUGGUUGUUAAAAAGCUGUCCAAUGAGCUGCGCAAAGUGUCUGAGGACAGUACUCUGCUGAAAAAUCAAAUGAAUGUCUACAAUGGCAUCUGCAUUCACAACGGCAUAGUGCACAAAGACCAAGAUGAGUGGACCGUGGACGGCUGCACCGAGUGCACCUGCCAAAACUCUGCUACUGUGUGUCGCAAAAUCUCCUGCCCUCUGAUCCCGUGUGCUAAUGCCACCGUGCCUGAUGGAGAAUGCUGCCCUCGCUGUGGAACACCGAGUGAUUAUGCAGAGGAUGGCUGGUCCCCUUGGUCUGAAUGGACCCCUUGUUCUGUGACAUGUGGUCGUGGCAUCCAGCAGCGUGGACGUUCUUGUGAUCGCAUCAACAGCAACUGUGAGGGCACCUCUGUCCAGACCCGUGACUGCUACCCCCAGGAAUGCGACAAACGCUUCAAACAGGAUGGUGGUUGGAGCCACUGGUCUCCAUGGUCUUCAUGCUCUGUGACCUGCGGUGAGGGGGUCAUCACCCGGAUACGCCUCUGCAACUCUCCAACACCCCAAAUGGGUGGUAUGGACUGCCAAGGACAGGGACGUCAAACUGAAAUCUGCCAAAAGUCGCCUUGUCCUAUCAAUGGAGGUUGGGGACCCUGGUCACCCUGGGACAGCUGCACUGUUACCUGUGGUGGUGGAAUCCAGACCCGCACACGUCUCUGUUCAGACCCUGUUCCCAAAUAUGGAGGAAAAGAUUGUGUUGGUGAUGCAAAUGUGUCUCAAGUGUGCAACAAGCAGGACUGCCCUAUUGAUGGUUGUCUCUCCAGCCCAUGCUUCCUUGGCACAAGAUGCACAAGCUUCCCAGAUGGCUCUUUCAGGUGUGGCAAGUGUCCACUUGGAUACACUGGAAAUGGCAUCACUUGCAAAGACAUUGAUGAGUGCACAGAGGUCCUUGAUGCUUGCCAUACACACAAUGGAGUCCAUCGUUGUGAGAACACAGAGCCCGGUUACAACUGUUUGCCCUGCCCUGCGCGUUUCUCCGGCCCUCAGCCUUUUGGCAGAGGAGUGGAACAGGCAACUGCUAAAAAACAGGUUUGUAAACCCCGUAACCCUUGCCAGGAUGGUAGCCACGACUGCCAUAAGAAUGCAAACUGUAUCUACUUGGGCGUCUACUCUGAGUCCAUGUUCCGCUGUGAGUGCAAGCCAGGUUAUGCUGGGAAUGGCCGUAUUUGCGGAGAGGACACUGAUCUUGACGGAUGGCCAAACACUAACCUGGUGUGUGUGGAGAACGCCACCUACCACUGCAAAAAGGAUAACUGCCCCAACCUUCCCAACUCUGGCCAGGAAGACCAUGACAAAGAUGGCCUGGGUGAUGAAUGUGACAGUGAUGAUGACAAUGAUGGGAUCCCCGAUGAUAGGGACAACUGCCCAAGAGUGUACAACCCUGCCCAGUAUGACACAGACAGGGAUGAUGUUGGCGACCGCUGUGAUAACUGUGUGUAUGAGGUGAACCCAGACCAAACUGACACUGACAACAAUGGAGAGGGAGAUGCCUGUGCUGUGGACAUUGAUGGGGAUGGCAUUCUGAACGAAAACGACAACUGUCCAUAUGUUUACAAUGUGGACCAGAGGGACACUGACAGGGAUGGUGUGGGCGACCAUUGUGACAACUGCCCUCUGGAGCACAACCCUGAUCAGGUUGACUCAGACUCAGAUCUCAUUGGAGACAAGUGUGACAACAACCAGGACAUUGACGAGGACGGUCACCAGAACAACUUGGACAAUUGCCCUUACAUCCCCAACGCCAACCAGGCUGACCAUGACAAAGAUGGCAAGGGUGACGCCUGUGACCAUGAUGAUGACAACGACGGCAUUCCUGACGACAAAGACAACUGUAGACUGGCCUUUAACCCAGAUCAAGUGGACUCUGAUGGUGAUGGCCGUGGUGAUGUGUGCAAAGACGAUUUUGACCAAGACAACGUUCUUGACAUCUAUGAUGUGUGUCCCGAGAACUUUGCCAUCAGUGAAACAGACUUCCGCAGAUUCCAAAUGGUUCCUCUGGACCCCAAGGGCACCUCCCAAAUUGACCCCAACUGGGUGGUGAGGCAUCAGGGCAAGGAGUUGGUACAGACUGUCAACUGUGAUCCUGGCAUUGCUGUUGGUUAUGACGAGUUCAGCGCAGUCGAUUUCAGUGGGACAUUCUUCAUCAACACGGACAGAGAUGACGACUAUGCCGGAUUUGUGUUUGGCUACCAGUCCAGCUCACGCUUCUACACAGUCAUGUGGAAACAAGUCACACAAACUUACUGGUCUCACACACCCACAAAAGCUCAGGGCUACUCUGGCCUGUCAAUCAAAGUGGUCAACUCCACCACUGGGCCUGGCGAGCACCUGAGAAAUGCCCUGUGGCAUACCGGAGACACAGCAGGACAGGUACGCACUCUGUGGUAUGACCCUAAGAAGAUUGGCUGGAAGGACUUUACUGCCUACAGAUGGCAUCUAAUCCACAGACCUAAAACUGGACUGAUUAGAGUGGUCAUGUAUGAAGGCAAGAGAAUCAUGGCCGAUUCUGGAAACAUCUUUGACAAAACAUAUGCAGGUGGACGACUUGGCUUGUACGUCUUCUCUCAGGAGAUGGUUUACUUCUCAGACCUCAAAUAUGAAUGCAGAGAUACAUAAAUGGACCACAGAGACUUCCAGACAGAAUCUGCCUGUCAGUAUGAGUAUUUAAUAAAAGGAACUGGACCAAUAUCUCUUUAACUUUUUCUGUUGAAAAAAUGCACAUUGGAGGAAUGAUGAGCAGGAGAGCUGACCUCUGGACUUUGAAAGCCAAAUGAUGAUUCUGCACCACUGCACCAAAUUCAAAUAGUGAGUGCAGCUCUGCUCAGAAGAACGUGGCCCUCUCACGUUGCCGUUCUGAAAUGCAUUGAAAAGGGGCCAAAUUGUAUUGCUUUGCACACCUGAACUGUUGUUGGGAUUCCUCUAUGGAUGAGGGACAAAAGGAAAGAGUGUUCCAUGUUUUUUUUUUCUAUUCCUAUUUUUGAGCAUUAAUAUACAUCUGCUGUGGACUCAAAGAUACUUGUGUCAGUAUGAAGAAGGUAUGGGAGAACUUUUAUAGGCAGGGUAAUUAUACCCUUUGAAGGAACUGUUGAGGGACCAUGUAUGGACUGACUGUUACUAUCAAAGAGAGUGAAUGAGUUUGUGUGUAUGCGCAUGUGUGCCACCCAACAAGCAUUUUUAUGAAGCCAACCAUGUCAAUUUUUUUUUUUUUUUUUAAUUUGGUUUCUUUAAAAAUACUGCUCACCCUACUUCAGUGCAGACCUGGAAAUACAAGGUCCUGUACUUAGCCAAGGCUUAGGGCUGGCCCAGAACAUUCGUCUUCUCAGGAAAAGAGCACUAAAGGAAACAAGGAGAGCACAAAUUCAGGACAGCACAGGGGCCCAAAGCAGUGAACACUGAAUACUGCUUUGAAAUAGUAAUUCUUAGCAAAUAUUAUGUACAUAUCUCCAAUCAUGACGGGACAGCUUCAAGGGACGUAAAGAGCAUGGGCCAGUCUAUUUCCUGCCAUGAGUAAACCUAUGUUAGUAUGGCUGUCUGUAUUUACGUACUCAUCAUAGAGGCUUUAAUUGUUGUGCAUCUCAGUAUCUUGCCAGCUUAAAAUGUUGUUAGCAAUCUAUUACAUGUAUCCCCCUAUGGUAAGAUAUGGCAUUAUAUUUUACCGAAACAGUAAAAAAAAGUGAAACUAUAGGCAUUACUUACAGUAACUCUAAAUAUUCUGCUUCUGCAGUGUGUAUGACUAGUGUGCCUGAGCUUGUGUGUACAUUUUCUGACGAGGGAAAAUUAAAAGAAAUCCCUUUAUGUACAAAUAUUACCUCAUUGAUUCUCUUUUGUAUUGAGGCCAGCAAUACACAAGAAUCAAUUGUCUUAGCAAUAGAGUAUAAAUUGGUUGGCUUCUUUUUGUACGCAAGACUUUGUAAUCAUUUAUAUGCUGUAUAUAAGAUAUUUUUGUAGUGAAAGAAGCCCGAACAGGAACGUAAAGGAUUUAAAAGAAAUUAUGUCUUGACUGUGCUGUGCUAUAUGUAUUUCCUGUGCUUUUUUUUUGAUAAAUUAUUGUUUGUUUCAUGUUGAGUUUAUUUCAUUUGUGUAGAUAUAUGCUAUUUAAAUAAUUUAUCUAGAAGCGUAGCCUUAUAUGGAAGCGUUUCUUGUCUGUAUAAACUUAUUUGCACACUGACAUGAGGAUGCCUUUAUUUUGUUUUUUGUAUGUGUUUUUUUUAAUAAUUGGUGAAACUUUUCUAUAAACUUUGUACUAUAGUUUCUACCCAAAGUGCUGUUUAUACUCCUUCCUGAUAUGUUGUAAUGUCAAGUGAACAAUAAACACUUCAGGAAAUAAAAUA
This is a messenger RNA of Labrus bergylta (ballan wrasse), 5432 nucleotides long. RefSeq names its product thrombospondin-1. Gene Ontology annotation, biological process: cell adhesion; negative regulation of angiogenesis. Gene Ontology annotation, molecular function: calcium ion binding; protein binding. Gene Ontology annotation, cellular component: extracellular region. Lineage: Eukaryota; Metazoa; Chordata; Actinopteri; Labriformes; Labridae. The record is from RefSeq and is a predicted model, not a curated record.